Molecule: messenger RNA, 1900 nt
Organism: Cutaneotrichosporon oleaginosum
Lineage: Eukaryota; Fungi; Basidiomycota; Tremellomycetes; Trichosporonales; Trichosporonaceae
Biological process (GO): pantothenate import across plasma membrane
Cellular component (GO): plasma membrane
Molecular function (GO): pantothenate transmembrane transporter activity
Source: RefSeq, a predicted model, not a curated record
CAGACCUGUCAGCUCUGUGCGAUAUCCACCAUUUCCUAGGGUUCUGCCGGGCCCAACCGCCUUGCGCCGUCACUACUCCGCUCGGUAUCGCCCGGCCCAAGCCGCCCAAAUCCAUUCCUAUCGGAGGCACCGAGUGGCGCCCCGGCCAGCGUACUGGCGUAUAGCUGAGCGCUACUAGUGGAUACGACUAGCGUUUCGGGCGUUCCUAUCCUGCCCCUCUGCCCCCUGGGGCCGCUGUCGUACAAAAGUACCACUGAUAUACCCGGCGCCGACCGUUCUUCUCCCCGUACACUCUCGCCACCAUGGGCCAGCUGCAACGCAAGAUCGAGACAUUCUUCUGGGGCAAGCCCCCCGCGACCGCCAAGGAGCGCAAGCUUCUGCGCAAGCUCGACCUCGUCAUUUUGUCUUAUAUCUGUCUGUCGUACUGGAUCAACUAUUUGGACCGCGCCAACUUGGCCAACGCCUACGCGACGGGCAUGCGCCAGGCUGUCGGCUUCAAGGGUAACGACUACACCAUGGCGCAGGCCUGCUUCACGGCCGGUUACGUCGUGGGCCAGGUCCCGGGCGCUCUCAUCCUGGCUUCGGGGCGCAUCUCGCCUCGCUUCUGGUUCCCCUUCUGCGUGUGUGCAUGGGGACUCUGUACGCUCGGCAUUGCCUUUGUGACCAGCCCCCACCAGGUCAUGGCUAUCCGCUUCGUGAUGGCCAUCUUUGAGGCGUCGACUUUCUCCGGAUCCCACUACAUCCUCGGAUCGUGGUACAAGGACGAAGAGUUGGGCAAGCGUACUGCCGUCUUCACCAGCGCCGCGCAGUUUGGCACCAUGUUCUCGGGUAUCAUGCAGGGCGCUAUCCGCCAGACCAUGGAGGGCCGCAACGGCCUCGCUGGGUGGCAGUGGAUGAUGAUCAUCAACGCUAUUAUGACUAUCCCCAUUGGCGUCUACGGCUUCGUCAUGUUCCCCGGAACGCCGCAGACCGUCAAGUCGUUCUGGCUUUCCGAGGAGGAGCGCGAGAUGUGUCUCUCUCGCCUGCCGCCCCACGAGCACUACGUUGUUACGUGGCCUCGUUUCAAGAAGUCAAUCCUUACCAUCGUCUCGACUUGGCGUUACUACCUGUUCUCGGCGCUCUUCAUGGUCUCGGCCACCUCAUUCGAGAAGACUGGUAUCUACAACGAGUUCAUGUUCUGGCUCGAGGACGUUGGUUAUCCCAAGCACCUCGUCAACUACUACCCCUGCAUUUACACGGCCGUGGCGAUUGUUGGUACCUACAUGAUGACGGUGUACUGCGACGCGACCGGGCACCGUUUCAUCGCCAACGUAAUCAUGUUCGUGUCCGUCCUGAUCUCCUCCAUCAUGCUCCUGGUAUGGGACAUUCCUACAGGGGCCCAGUUCUUCGCCUACAUCGUCGGCGCCAUCGGCUACGCCGGCCAGGCCUCCAACUUUGCCUGGGCCAACUCGCUCACGCGCGACGACGAAAUGCUGCGCUCGUGCACCCUCUUCUCCAUGAACCUCUUCUCCAACCUCUGGAACCUCUGGUACCAGAUCGCGGUGUGGCCCAUUGUCGACCGCCCGCGCUUCACCAACGGCCAAAUCGCGACGAUCGUGACUGGUGUCGUGUCCGUCGGUAUUGCUGCUGCUAUUGUGUGGUGCUCGCGCCGCUUCAAGCCCGACCUCCCCCAGGACCAUGUACAGGACGAGGUCGAGGGCGAAGUCGAGGGCAAGGGCGACUUCAACGCCACCAGCGACACCGAGAAGGGCGACACGGAGUACACUGCGCAGGUCAAGCCUACGUACUAGGUCAGGAAGACUGGGGAUUCGAUGCGUUUUUCGUUGUAGGGGUGAUUAAGGAUAAAGAGGACGUGGUUGUGUGGGCUAUUGGUAGAAGCUGGAUGCAUGACGCUGUGAAU